AUGAAGCCCCUGGUGGUUACACUAGUACUGGUAGCCCUGAUACAAGUUUCUCAGACCUUCCCCAGCUGGUACCACAGAGGCUGGCUGAGACUGCUAAGAGAAGGGGAUAGCUGUGGGAAAUGCAAUGUGGAACUUUGCUCCAAGCCUACAGACUGUCGAGCUGGGACUGUGUUAGACCCAUGUGGCUGUUGUUCUGAAUGUGGAAAUGUGGAAGGGCAGAUCUGUGACUUGGACAAAAGUAGUAAUUUCUAUGGAUUCUGCGGAGACAACCUGGAGUGCCGGCUGGAUGUUGAUGACAUCAAGUCUGGAGAAAUCCCUGAGCCACAGUGUGUCUGCAGAUCACAGGCGAGUGUGUGUGGACCUGAAGGGAAGACCUAUGAGAACAUCUGCCAGUUCAAUGCAGCUUAUGCAGAGAAGGGGAGAAAUAUUAGCAUUAAGCACAAAGGACCAUGCAAAUCAGCUCCUGUUAUUUCUUUGCCACCUCAAGAUACUCAGAAUUUCACAGGAAAUGAUAUCAUUUUUGGUUGUGAGGUGUCUGCUUAUCCCAUGCCACAUCUUGAAUGGAAGAAGAAAGGAAAUAAAAUGUUUCUGCCAGGAGAUGAUGCUCAUAUUUCUAUCCAGGCACGAGGUGGUCCUCGAAAGUACAGUGUGACUGGGUGGUUGCAAAUUCAAGGAAUCAAGAAAUCAGAUGAAGGUGUUUACAUAUGCCAAACAAAAAACAAAUAUGGUUUUGCCCAUUCAUCUGCUAAGCUGAAAGUUAUUGAUGGCUUGUCACCAACAUUUCAGAAUACUCCUGGCAGAUGGAUCACAAGUGACAGUACAUAUUAUGGAGAUUAUUUUGACUCUGCUGAAGAUGAAGAAGAGGCUGAAUAUGAAUCUGGAGAUUAUGAAAAAUGAAAUCAGAUUGUCUAAGGAGAUGUGUGUCCAAACCUUUUCCUUUCACUGAUUUUUACAGGUGUGAUCUGCACUGUUCUACAACCUCAUGCAUCACAACAAAUAUAUCAACUUCUAGAAAUGAUUAGCAGUGUACAGCCACAUUGCCUAAAUGUAUACCAUACUGUUUCAACAAUUCUUUACUAAUUAUAAGGCUCCACAUUUACUAU
Hemicordylus capensis (graceful crag lizard) is the source of this 1103-nucleotide messenger RNA. RefSeq names its product kazal-type serine protease inhibitor domain-containing protein 1-like. Gene Ontology annotation, cellular component: extracellular region. The record is from RefSeq and is a predicted model, not a curated record. Gene Ontology annotation, molecular function: insulin-like growth factor binding. Bases 1 to 897 code for a protein of 298 amino acids. Lineage: Eukaryota; Metazoa; Chordata; Lepidosauria; Squamata; Cordylidae. Gene Ontology annotation, biological process: regulation of signal transduction; regulation of cell growth. The transcript has 4 exons.